GGGAGCGGACAGGAUAUUUCUCGGAGGAAGGAAAACCUGUGAUUCGUCUACCCAGAUUUCUAGCUCAGGUGUUUGUUUGAUUAAAGGGUUUCGUUUUUUGUGGGGGAGGGAGGAUGAGUUCAAUGAGCAGAAGCAGAAGCCGAAGUCGUGAUCGGAGUCGUAGUCGGAGCCCGAGAGACAGGAGGAUGAGAUCUGAACGAACUUCUUACCGUGAUGCUCCUUAUAGAAGGGACCGGGAGCCACGUCGUGCUUUCAGCCAAGUGAAUCUCUGUAACAACUGCAAGCGUCCUGGUCACUUUGCAAGAGACUGUUCUAAUGUCUCCGUCUGUAACAACUGCAGCCUUCCAGGGCACAUUGCAGCGGAAUGCACUGCAGAAUCACGUUGUUGGAACUGUAGAGAACCAGGUCACGUAGCUGGCAACUGUUCAAACGAAGGAAUCUGCCACUCGUGUGGCAAAACCGGACAUCGAGUGAGAGACUGCCCUAACCCGGUUUCUCGGCCUGGAGACUCAAGGCUAUGCAACAACUGCUUCAAACCGGGCCAUCUCGCUGCUGACUGCACAAACGACAAGGCGUGCAAGAAUUGCAGGACUUCAGGUCACAUAGCUCGUGAUUGCCAGAACGAUCCAGUGUGCAACAUCUGCAACAUCUCUGGACAUGUUGCUAGACAAUGCCCAAAAGGGGACAGCAAUUACUCUGACAGAGACAGAGGAACCAGGCUUCGAGGCGUUGGUAUGCAAAGAGAUGGUUUGAGCAGAAUGGGCAGAGACAAUGGUAUGCAAAGAGAUUCUUUGAGCAGAAUAGGCAGAGACGGCGUUGGCUCUAUGGUAAUAUGUCACAACUGUGGUGGCCGAGGACACAUGGCUUUUGAGUGCCCAUCUGCUCGAAUCGCUGACCGUGGAUUCCGCCGGUACUGAAGUUCUAAAAUCUACCAAUUGAAGUUCCAUUGUUCUUCAUGAUCUUGAGGUUUAUUUUUGGUUAUUCUGUAGCUUUGCUCUCUUGUUUUAGUUGCUACGUUGUUGUUUACUUUUGUUUUUGUUUUUGGCUACUGGAGUGAGUCAAAGCUGGUUUUAGGGAAAUUUGAUACAUUGCUUGUGUCGUAUGAAUUAUUGAAUACAUUAGCGUGAUGCUGAGAUCUGAAAAUCUUUUAUUAUUAGAAA
This is a messenger RNA of Eutrema salsugineum, 1160 nucleotides long. RefSeq names its product zinc finger protein GIS2. NCBI's taxonomy places the organism in Eukaryota, Viridiplantae, Streptophyta, Magnoliopsida, Brassicales, Brassicaceae. Gene Ontology annotation, molecular function: zinc ion binding; nucleic acid binding. Bases 114 to 917 code for a protein of 267 amino acids. The transcript has 4 exons. The record is from RefSeq and is a predicted model, not a curated record.